Molecule: messenger RNA, 1443 nt
Organism: Spodoptera littoralis (African cotton leafworm)
Lineage: Eukaryota; Metazoa; Arthropoda; Insecta; Lepidoptera; Noctuidae
Source: the annotation of a GenBank genome assembly
AUGUCCUCUACUGUAAGAAUAUUAAUACCAAUUUUACCACUAGAUUCCAAAGAAAUCUUUUUCAAAGGAUAUGUUACUUCUUCUAAUGAUAAUAAUGCAACUAUUUACAUAACGAAAUAUGCUAAUGGUGAUAAUGUGUGGUCUGCGAAACAACGAGAAAACGAAAUAUAUGGAUAUUGCGGUAAAUACAUGCCGAAAAAAAUUGCAAGUAGAUUUUCAAAUUUUCUCGACAUAGAGCAAAAUACAACACUGAAAAUCCACAAAUUACAAUUACAUGGAAAGCAAGUCACCACUACUACUAGUUGUAUUCUUAUGUUGUACGAUUAUAACAGUAUUAAAGACUCCCAAGCAAUAACUGAUUCAAAAAAUAGUUAUUUUACAAAAUUAGUGAAGUUAAUACAAGAAGAACAUGGUUUAGUAGUUGAUAAGAAUGAUACAAAUUUUAGUAACCAGCAAUGGCUAGCUUCUUCCAUGUUUCUGCAACAUGUUUGUAAUUAUUGGAGAUUAAUUAAAUGGCUAAUAUCAACUCUCCGAAGAGAUAAAAAAGUGGCUGUGAAACAAGGUAAUUUAAUUCUAGCUAUAGCUAUGGACAUUAUGUUGGGAUACAUUGCCCUGCAAUGGCUAUCACAAGACAAAAGAGAUAUUAGCAUAGGACUCAUGGGAGUUUUAGAGAAAUUAAUUAAUUCUCUUUACUCUCUACUAAAAUGGCUUAUGGGUGCUCCAGUGGGAUUGAAACUAAAUAAUGCAUUCAAUAAAAUGUUGGGAAAAUAUUUUUCUUAUCAUGUACAGCUAUGGUGGUUGUUUCUAGAUGUGUCUGGAGAGAAACUGUAUAUUAUACUAGGCUUAUACCACUACAUAGGAUAUUUAGGUUUCACAUUUCAAACUGCUAUAGUAUCUGACCUAAUAUGUAUUGCCACAUUUCAUUCAUAUUGCAUUUAUGUGUAUGCAGCUAGGCUAUUUAAUAUACAGAUAUCUGGACUAAUUGCAUUACUCAGGCUGUUUGUUGGAAGAAAGUACAAUCCACUACGAGGUGGCAUUGACUCCUGUGAAUACACAAACCAGGAACUUUUCGUAGGCACUGUGGCAUUUACUAUAUUGUUACUAUUAUUGCCUACCACAACACUUUAUUACAUAGUAUUUACCAUGUUUCGAGUGUUAUCUCUCAUUGUGCAGCAUUUAUUAGCUAAAAUAAUCUAUGCAAUACAGACAUCACCACUCUAUGUAGUAACCCUAUGGGUGACUAAUUCUCCAAAAGUAAUAGGUAAAAUUCUCAUAGAAGUAAUAAACCAAGCAGAGAAUUCUCCUUUGGUACUCCGAAUACAAUUACUCAAAAAAUCGAUUCCAGAAUUGUUAAAAAUAUUCAAACCACCGGUCGAUAUUCUUAACAAAGUCGAAUGGGGCAACCUACUCUCUAAUGUGCUUGUUGGGAAACAAAUUGUUUGA